Messenger RNA from Ruditapes philippinarum (Manila clam), 6529 nucleotides. RefSeq names its product pre-B-cell leukemia transcription factor 1-like. Gene Ontology annotation, biological process: regulation of transcription by RNA polymerase II; animal organ morphogenesis; neuron development. The coding region runs from base 260 to 1534 and encodes 424 amino acids. The transcript has 9 exons. Gene Ontology annotation, cellular component: nucleus. NCBI's taxonomy places the organism in Eukaryota, Metazoa, Mollusca, Bivalvia, Venerida, Veneridae. The record is from RefSeq and is a predicted model, not a curated record. Gene Ontology annotation, molecular function: DNA-binding transcription factor activity, RNA polymerase II-specific; RNA polymerase II cis-regulatory region sequence-specific DNA binding.
GAAAAUGAUGAUGAAUGCUCUGCGGCAGCCAUUGCUGAGGUGAAGUGAACCAGAAAUUAACACUGUUGUGUGAUUUUAUUUGAAAUACAUCCUUCAUGUAAUCGGAUCGGAUUAGAUACAUGCAGUUCGAUACUGCAGCGUAGGAAUUCCUCCAUUUCUUACCACUCGGUGUAUUCUAAACGGUAUAUUUGUGCACAUUUCACUGAUUUAUUCUUGGAGAUAUACAGAAAAAGACUGCAAAUAAAAAGCAGAAAAAGAAAUGGAUCCCGAUCAAAGAUUGAUGCACCCAAGUGGUACAAUGAACAAUAACACAGGUGGUAUGAAUAUGAAUCAGGGCUAUAAUAUGGGUCAGACAGGUCACGAGGAGCCUAACGAUCAAAGAAAGCAAGAAAUAGGGGACAUUCUUCAACAAAUCAUGACGAUCACAGACCAGAGCCUGGAUGAAGCCCAAGCAAGGUCCUGGAAACACACCCUGAAUUGUCACAGAAUGAAGCCUGCUCUAUUCAGUGUUCUAUGUGAAAUCAAAGAAAAGACAGUAUUAAGUAUUAGAAAUUCACAAGAAGAAGAACCCCCAGAUCCUCAGUUGAUGCGUCUUGACAACAUGUUGAUAGCUGAAGGGGUUGCGGGGCCAGAAAAAGGUGGCGGUUCAUCAGCCGCAGCAAACGCUACAGCCGCGGCUUCCGGUGGACAACCGGACAGCGCGAUUGAGCACUCCGACUACAGGGCGAAAUUGGCACAGAUACGGCAGAUAUAUCAUACGGAGCUGGAAAAAUACGAACAGCCGGAUUCUGAGGGGACGGACCUGCAAAAUAACGAUUACCAAGCAAAGCUCGCACGGAUACGCAGCAUAUACCAGACGGAAAUGGCAAAAUAUGACCAGGCAUGCAGCGAAUUCACGACACAUGUUGUAAACUUGUUACGAGAACAAAGUCGUACACGUCCCAUUGCCCCCAAAGAGAUUGAACGCAUGGUGAGCAUAAUCAGAAAAAAGUUUGCGGCCAUAGAAAUGCAGCUAAAACAGAGCACGUGUGAAGCGGUGAUGAUUCUGAGAUCUCGAUUCCUUGACGCCAGGAGAAAGAGGCGCAAUUUUAGUAAACAAGCUACAGAAGUACUAAAUGAAUACUUUUAUUCACACCUGAGUAACCCCUAUCCUAGUGAGGAGGCAAAGGAAGAAUUGGCCCGAAAGUGUAAUAUCACCGUGUCACAGGUAUCUAACUGGUUUGGUAACAAGCGUAUUAGAUACAAGAAAAAUAUCGGGAAAGCGCAGGAGGAGGCGAAUCUAUACGCGGCUAAAACUGCGGCAGCCGCGGCACAACACGGUCAGCAACACACUUCUGAUACGGGACAAGAUUAUGGUGACGGGGACUCCGAUGACUCAUCAACAGUAGGCUUUAAGAGCAGCUCAUUUUUACCGCCGGGGGCGUCUAGCUACAACAUGUCAGCAACAGCGGGGCUUCCCGGGCAGGGGCAGGGCGGCAUGUAUAUGGGAAUGAAUGGCGAUAACUAUACCAGUGGCGGAGACACUUCGCCAUAGAGUUAUUGAAGAAUUACCAUUGAGAUGAGACAACUGAAAUUCCGAAUGUUUUUUUUUGGACACGGUGCAGGAUUUAUCAAACUAUAACGUGAAAAUCUCGGGAGAAUUGUGACGGACGGAGUUCUUAAUAUAUCAACGGCACAGUGUUUGUUUCAGUUUGUCGGUCUUUUCUUUAUUAAAAAAAGCAUUAUUUUUCUUGAUGACUUUUACAUCACAUUUGAGGUGUACAUAUUCUUCAUAAGAUAUUGAGUAGUGUAAAAUUUAGAAUAGAAUGGGGACAUAUAAAAGACGUGGAUGAUUAUUUAUAAUAAAUGUUUGUCAGAUGUUUGUUUUAUGCCAGAAUUUACAAAACCGUAACUAUUAUAAAGGUAUGGCUCAUUUAAAAGUAAUAAUCAUUGAUAAAUAAAAGUAAACAAUCAUUACAGUUUUAUGAUAUAUAUAUGCUUUAUGAUAAUUUUAUUUUUUAAAACCGAGAAUUGCUAUUUUUAGCAUCCAAUCAAAUUAAUCAAAGCAUAAUUCUAUAUCACAUGAUACAAGUUCAUUCUUAUUAUUUAAAAUGGAUUCAAUGUUUUAAAUGUUGCUAAUUUUUCUCCUAAGAAGAAAUAAUUUGGCAAAAUUCGGAAUGUAACUGUUUUUGUUCUGUUUUUUUCUCUCUCUCCAAGUCUAUAAGUUUUAAAACGAGAGUUUAUGUUUAUAUGAUAAAUAUAGAAAAUGUGGGUCGUGUGGAAGUCGAUGCAUAAUAAACAUAGGUCAUAUGACCAUGUAUUGUAACGUAGUAGACAAUGUAGGUCAUUUCCUAGAAUAGAACCGUAAAUCAGAUUUUGUAUUCACAAUGGUUUUUAUUUUUGCAACGUUUUUUUCCCCCGAUACUGUACAUGAUUGUACCUUCCUUCCCCCCAAAGACACUUAAUUUUUUUUCUUUCCGAGACACAUGUAUACAUGUGAUUUAAUUGAAAAUGUUCAGAUGUUGAAUUUGUGUCAAAUUUGUCAUCAUGAUUUUGAAUGUCAAUUAGAAGUAGGUAAUAAUGUAAAAGAAAUUUAAGCAUUGUGAAUUUUUACCUUUGUGUUACACUGAUGAUUCGAUUGCCAUUUUCUAUUUUUUUCAACGAGAGACUUAAGUGCUUCAAAUAGGAUAGUUAAAAGCUUAGCUCACAAGUGCUGUCAUGUAUAUUUUGAUAUUUUAUAACAGGUGCAGAAAUUUAAUUACCUUUUAAAAAAGAGAUUUUUGUAUCCUGAAAACAACCAACUCUGUGUAGUAUAAGCUAUUUUUACAAUUCGUCGCCUAAGUGCGAUCACGGAAUAAGUCCUAAAUUUAAUAGCAGUUAAUCAGUUAUCGGACUAAGGUGACGAAUUGCUUUUAAGAUACAAUUUCUAGUAUGUGUAAAAAUUUAAAAGUUCCGAGAAUUAUAAUUAAACCAAGUUUAUUUAAUUUUUUUCUCUCUUUCUUUUAAUUAUAUACUAUUUUUUUAAAGUCUGUAUUAAAAAUAAAAAAAGUUUAUUCAGAACAGUUCUGUAACUUAAUAAUACAUGACGUACCAAAAUUUUGUGUUGUGAUUUUAUGAUUUUUUUUUUUGUGUAAAUUUAAUAUUUUUUUCUCAGUGGUUGCUUUUUAUUUUAGAGAGGCACUUUUAUAGUUUAUUAGUAAUGAUUCAGACAUGACAUUGUGACUUUUUAUUGUUAUAUAUUUACAUAAUAUUUGUGGACAAUUUUUUUUUCAUGGUUGUGUUGAGAUUUUUGUGUGCAUGAGGAAAAAAAUUGUUGUUUUUUUGGCUUGUAAAAUAUUUGAGAAUAUGUUAACUAAAUUUUUUUUUCUUCCUUUUUAGAGAUCUCAAUUCUUUUGUGUUGUAAAUAAGAACUGCCAACUCUCCACUCAUGGUUUUCAUGAAUUUUGAGGGUUGACCGCAAAACUGUUGUAAGUCCUUCUAUAUUUCAUAUAAGUUACUGAAGUUUUGUGGUCAACCUAUCGAUUUUGUUAGAACUUUAAAUCAUUAAGAUUUUGAAAACCGUUAAACAAUAAAAAUCAUUAUAGUUAUAGAAUCAUUAAAGAUUCUUUGAUGCUUUUUGUUGUUGUUUUUUUUUGGCAUCAAUUAUAUAAUAAUUCUGUCAUUAGAAUUGUUAAAAGCUAUUUAUUGAUGGAAUAUUGUUUAGGUUUAUAAUUCAUAUGUUUCAGAAAUUCAAAUUUUGCUGAAUUUAAAUGAAUUGACACUGAAACUAAUGUACAUCACCUAAUUAAUAUGUUAACAAAUAUUUUGCUGGACCAAAUAAAACAAUUAUAUUUAAUCUCAGUCAUAUGUGACAUUAUUUUGAUUAUUAUUUACACAUUUUGACGAGAAAUUUUUAUCUCCGAGACUGUAUACAUUAUUUGAUGUGUGUGUAUUUUCUUUUAUUUUUUUUAAAUGAAAAAAGUAUUGUACAUGUAUAUUUUUUUUCAAUAGAACUGUAUUAUUUUAAAACCAAAUAGAAAAUAAAUCAAAUCUCUGUGUUGAUAAUCAUUAGGUAUUAACGAAAAUAAUAAGUUUUUGAUUAUCUGAUUGGUUGAAAAAAUUGUGGGCAGUCCAUUUUAGUUAAUUUGCAUAAAAGGUGGAUCUUACUGAGUAGAAGCUCCUCCUAUAUAAGGAAUGUAAUGUCAUAGUAGGCAGAGCUUAAGAAGUUAUUGAUCUAUGACUCCUCCCUUUAAUUAAGGGCACAAAGAGACAAUGUGCAUGCAUCUUCGAAUUAAUUGUUAUUAAAUAAAUUUAAUUUAUUGGGAUUAGUCCUGUAUUGCAAAACAUGAUUUAUUUUGAUAAUUAGAAACUUAUUAUUUCAAGACAUUAUAAACUAGGUCAUAGCUAGCUUCUAGCUUAAAAUAGCUUUGACAAUAAUUAGUAACGAAGGAUCUACCAUUGGAUUAAUCAGGUGAUUUGGGUUUAUUGACAAUGGCAAAAUAUUGUUUUUUUUUCACAAUUUGAAGAAAGACCUUUAGAAAAGAAUUUGUAUAUAUGAUUAUAUAUAGAUAUAGACUUAUGUACAUUCAGUCACAUACACACACACACCCCAGUCUCUUCUGUUUUUUGGUGCUAUGUAGUAUAUUUUUAUCUGUUGGACAAUUAAGUUUUAAUUUUAGUCUUUUUAUGUUUUAUAUAUAGGCUAGCCAGGGCUUUAUUUUCCUGUAUCAGUUCUUUCUAAAUUUAUUGAUUUUAUUUUUUUGCUUGAGAAUUAUUACAGAAUUUUUUUUCUUCUGGAAGACAUAAGAAGUGCUACCUCCUUCUGUAUGGACAUUCUUGAUAAACUUUACUAUUGUAAAGAUAAACUUUAAUAUUUUGGCUUUUACAUUUUGACUUUUGAAUAAAUUGCAUGUAGAUGUCUAUUGGAAGAAUUUCUAUUAUUUUGAUUUGGUUUUUCGCAUUAAUUUUUAAACACAUUUUGACAGUAUUUAAAAAAAAAAUUAUUUGGUACAUCAUCAUGUUGAUUAAUUCAAAACAUUGAUAUAUAUAUCUUGACUUGUUUAGUUCUUAAUUUAUUUCUGGUUUGUUUAAGCUGCAUAUAGAAGUUAAGAUCUGACGUAAACCUGAAUCUCGUUAACGAGGCAUUGAUCCAGCAUGCAUGCUUUAUUGUGUGCCAUAUUUAAUCAGAUCUGUUCUAUUUGUUCUCUUAUUUUGUCAGUGUUUUAUUGUUUCUCGCAAAAAUUAAAAGUGACAAGUUAUUGCAACAGGAGUGUCUUUCAUGAAACAGUUUAAACCAUUUUGAUUCUUAUAUAAUGACAAGAAAAAAAUGAAAAAUUUCUUAUCUAAGAAGAAAGAAAGUAGUUCUAAGCACUGUUCUUCAUGUAUAAAAUGAUUUUUUUCUUUCCACCUUGAAAUGUAGUUCCCUUCUGAAGGUUUUUGGUAUAUGAUACCCUUGCCUAGUCAAUUACUUGGAUAUGUUAAUGUGCCAUAAAUUAACAAUUGCCAUUGUUUAGUUGUUAUUUCUUUGUAGGAUUUUUAAAAACCUUUUUCUGUGGCCUAAAAUUUUCAUUUUCCUUUCUGCAGAGAGCUAUUUUUGAGCAUCUGAUAAAAGUCUUUUAACCAUCUUUUGAAGCUGUAUUGUAAGAAACAUAUUAUGUAUCUAAGUAAAACACUGGAUUUUUUAAAGAAAUAUACAUCUGGGAAUGGUAAUUAGUUUUUUUAUUUGUGAAUGAAAAUAACAUGAGACACCUUUUUCCAUAUAAGUGCUUCCUUGCUCUGAAUUUUUGUACAUUUGGGUAAAUUAUUAUAUUCUUCUUAAAUGUACGAAACCAGUCUCCAAAUUCAAGCUUGCCAUUGGUUAGUUUGAAAAUAAGUGCUCAGAAUCAGCCAAUCAGUAGGUAAAACCCUUAGACUGGUAUCCUAUGUAUGUAAAAUUUAUUUUUCCUUUAAAUUAUCAUGAUUUGCUAUAUAAAUUUUUAUUUGAAGUGAAUGUUAAGGAAUUUUAAAGUAAAACACUAUAGGAAAAGUUUAUGCUUGUAUUAUGAAAUAUGUAAAUACAAGAUGUUAAAUUUAGGUAAAAUUUAAAAGUGUUAAGAGAUGCACCUGUCAAAAAUGAGAUAAAAAAGAUCAUGAUUAGGAAUAUUUUUCAAAAAAAAAUAUAAAAUAUGUAAGUAUCAUAAAAUAUAGCUACCAUAGGAUGAUUAUUACAAAAAAAGAAUUUAUUGUAAAAUUUCACUUCUUAUUAAAUGUUUUUCUAAGUUGUUUGUUCACAACCUGCCUGUUAUUUGAGUGCUUUUUUUUCAAUUUAUCUAUUGUUCUUGCACAAGUUUAAUUCUUUUAAAACGAUAUUUUACCAGGAAAAAACCAGUUUCUUUCUAUGCAUAUCUAUUCAUGUGUAUUCUAAAAAGUAUUAGGUACGUGAUUUUUAUUCCGCUAUAUAUUUUUUUCUUGCAUGUUCAGCAUUGCUUUUUGUUGAUACUUUGUUCAGUAGAUUGAAUGUGUUAAUCAAUAUAUAUUGUGUUAAUUAUUUGGCUAUGUGAAAAAAUGACAAUAAUUAAAAGAUGUAAGGCAA